AUGCAGAGGGGGAGGGCGAGAAACGGGGGGAGGGAGGGAGGGGGAGAGAAAGGGAGGAGGGAGAGAAACGGGGGGAGGGAGGGAGAGAAACGGGGGGAGGGAGGGGGAGAGAAAGGGAGGAGGGAGAAGAAACGGGGGGAGGGAGGGAGAGAAACGGGGGGAGUAGGGGGAGAGAAACGGAGGGAGGGGGAGAAGGAGGGAGGGAGAGAAAACGGAGGGGGAGAGGGAGGGAGGGAGGGGGGGAGAAAACGGAGGAAGGAGGGAGGGAGGGAGGGGGGGGGAGAAAGGAGGGAGGCGGGGGAAAAACGGACGGAGGGAGAGGGAGAAAGGGAGGGGGGGGAGAACAGGACGGAGGAGGAGAGAAGGAGGGGGGGAGAAAGCUUACUUAAUGGGGGGGAGAAACGGAGGGAGGGAGGAGGAGUGGGGGAGAAACGAAGGGGGGGGGGAGGGACGGAAGGGAGGGAAAGGGGGGGGAGAAACGGAGGAGGGGCGGGAGGAGGGGAGAACGACGAGGGAGGGGGGAGAUGGGGGGGGGACCGAAACGGAGGGAGGGAGGGGGAGAAACCGGAGGGUAGGGAGGGGGGGAACGGACGGGGGAGAAAGGGGGGGGGAGAAACGGAGGGAGGGAGGGGGGAGAAACGGACGGGGGAGAAACGGAGGGAGGGGGGGAGAUGGAGGGGGGGGGAGAAAGAAGAAACGGAGGGAGGGGAGGGGGGAGAAACGGACGGGGGAGAAACGGAGGGAGGGGGGGAGAUGGGAGGGAGGGAGGGAGAGAAAACGGAGGGAGGGAGCGACUCUGGAGAGAAACGAGGGAUGGGAGGAGAGAGAAAACGGAGGGAGGGAGCGAGGGAGAGAAACGGAGGGAGGGAGAGAAACGGAGGGAGGGAGCGAGGGAGAGAAACGGAGGGAGGGGGAGAGAAACGUACGGGGGAGAGAGCGAGGGAGAGAAACGGAGGGAGGGAGAGCAGAGUGAGGCAGAGACAUGUAAACCCCCCCCCCCCCAGUCAGUCACUUUCUCUUCCUUGUUUUCCUGGGCUCCCACACUCUUAACUGCCUCUUUUGCCAACAUGCGUACAGUACCCUUAACCUUUUUCCCUUCACUCCUUCAUCUGCUCUCUUUCAUCUUCUUGUGAGUCACUCUUCAGUUCCCCACCUCACACUUUCUCUCCCUCUGUCCUGUUUUGCUUGUCAGUGUGGAUUUGAGCUGCUAGCAGAGACAAACACCCUCAGUCAGUGUCAGGAACAGCCUCAUUAGCUGAGGGCUGGGGUGAAUAUGUAGAUUAACAGAUCAACAUUAUUGGCCAGUAUCAAGUUAUGCUCACAGUUGUGUUUUUCUAUGAGGUAUCCUUGGGUCAAAGGCUCUUUCUCCUUUAAUGGGAAUCUGAAAAGCAUUGUCUGGAUUUGAGGGAGGUGUUGCGUAUGCCUAACAGAAUGUUUUGUUUCCCUCUUUCAGUCUCACUCUGAGUCCAAGGCAGGCGGGCGUCCCAAUAUGCCGCGAUGCCGGAAUUCUGUCGCCACGACGGCAGACGAGCAGCCACACAUUGGCAACUACCGGCUGCUAAAGACCAUUGGCAAGGGCAACUUUGCCAAGGUUAAACUGGCCCGGCAUGUCCUUACAGGGAAAGAGGUGAGGAUAAACCAAGUCCAAGCAUUGGAUUUACUGACUAGGAUGUUUUGAUCUUCUGUUGGAUGUGGUUUUAUCAUUGUGUGUCCAAUGUUGGCAGUGCAGGAUCCUACUUCACUUGACCCAUAUCACUUAACAUUCUGAUCUCUUUAGCAUGGAUCAUUAUGGAUCAGUGUGUUGUGAACAUGUAACUGCCAGUUGUUUAAUAUGCUACUUUCGUGCCAUGAUUGUUGGGAGUGGGGCAGCACAUGGAGAAACAAAACAGAGCGCAGUAGAGUGGGGAAAAGUCCUCAUUCAGCUCUUUCCACUGGCGGGGUGGUGUAGCCUAAGUCUGCGAUUCUACUCAUGUCUAACGUCAUUGAUUUUUCUCCUAUAAAAGGUGGCUGUGAAAAUCAUAGACAAAACGCAGCUCAACUCUUCCAGUCUCCAAAAGGUGAGUGCAAGUAGAUUCUGUGUUAAUGCCAUGCGGUUGUUAUCUUGAUUUGUGUUCGGAUAGACUUUUUAUUUCUGAAAUAGAAAAAAUAAAGCUAAAAUCAAUGUAGAUGGCAGUUCCUUCCGAAGGACUUAGGGCAGGAUAUGGGGGUAAUUACAUGAAAUUAGACCCAAGUACUUCCUGUGGAGGGGGUUUGGGUGGGGUGCCAGUACUUUCCUCAGAAAUACAGUCUAUGCAUGAAGACUCCCACACAGUGAUUUGCACAUAGAUAUAGUUUUGGAGUAUAUGAGUAAAAAUGAUAUAGAAUAAACUGACUGUUUCAUAUACCUCGACUAACCUGUGUACCGGUACCCCCUGUAUAUAGCCUCGCUACUUUUAUUUUACUGCUGCUCUUUAACUGCAUUGGUUAAGGGCUUGUAAGUAAGCAUUUUCACUGUAAGGUCUACACCUGUUGUAUUCGGCGCAUGUGACAAAUAACAUUUGAUUUGAUAUAAACUGAUUGAUCCUCUGUUAAUGUCUUGUCUAUUUGUUCUGCUGUCUAUAGCUGUUUCGUGAAGUGAGGAUCAUGAAGUUACUGAAUCAUCCAAAUAUCGGUGAGCUUUGUGCUGCCCUCCUUUUAAGUUUCUCAUCAAUCCCCAACCAAAUGUGUUCCGCCUGCUUAUUGGUGCCUUCUUGUGUAGAGGUCUGUCUUAGAAUAUUGAGCAUAUACUAUGAAAUUGACAGUUAAGUUGUGAUGGGUGUUGUCCAGGACUGGGCGGUGUACCGUAUUUUACCAGUAUUGAUGGACGGACCGUUUUGGGUUUUUACUUUACCUUCUAUAACAGUAUUUGAAUGUUUGGUUUGUUAAAUGUGAUAGCCGUGUGUAACUUAAAUUUUUAUAGUUUACUUAACUACUUGAGUCAUCUCUCUCCCUCUCUCUCGCUCCAUAAAACAUAAAAUAUAAUCAAAUACCGUCAUACCGUCCAAUUAAAAAAAUAAAAUACGGUGAUAUGAUAUUUUGCCAAUAUUGCUCAGCUCUAGUGUUGUCUUGAUGGAAUUGAACUGACCUUUCCUCUCUCUUUUCCUUUGUUUUUCUCCUACUUGUCUUUUUUCCUCUAGUUAAGUUAUUUGAAGUGAUUGAGACUGAGAAGACACUGUACUUGAUCAUGGAGUAUGCCAGUGGAGGUGAGCGAAGGCACAAGACACUCCGUUCAACAACUCAACCUGAAAUUCUGUUUUCAGCCUCUGUAAUAACAUCAAUGCUGAGUCCCAGUUCUGUCUCGCUCUAUUCACAUGCACUCUGUUCCUCACUUGUCCUUUCAUCCCCUUUUGUGUCUCCACUGCUUUCUUCUUCCUUCAACACUCCCCUACGUUCUGUCUCUGUCUCCCCCCUCCAUCCCCCUCAUCAGGUGAGGUGUUUGAUUACCUUGUUGCUCACGGGAGAAUGAAAGAGAAAGAGGCCAGAGCCAAAUUUAGACAGGUGAGACUGUCUGCUGGUUUCUUUCCUGUUUUUGACACCGUUUUGACAAUGUUAUUGACGAUACUGUUUAAAAGGGAAUUGUCAUCCUAGCUGUUGCUCCUUCUCUUGCUACAGAUAGUUUCAGCAGUACAGUACUGCCACCAGAAGUGCAUUGUACACAGAGACCUAAAGGUGAGGAUAGACAAGAAAAGGAAUUGUUUUGAGGAAAAGGAUGGCUCCAUUUCAAAGUGACAGAUCAAGAUCAUUUCAUUAUGAGGUACAUGUUGGAUGUGUUUAAAAGAAUGUUACAGAAACUUGUAUCAAUAAUAAAUGCUCUCUUUCUCUCUCCAGGCAGAGAACCUACUCCUAGAUGCUGACAUGAACAUCAAGAUCGCAGACUUUGGUUUCAGUAAUGAGUUCACCAUGGGGAACAAGCUGGACACGUUCUGUGGCUCCCCGCCCUAUGCCGCUCCGGAGCUGUUCCAGGGGAAGAAGUAUGACGGGCCCGAGGUGGACGUCUGGAGCCUGGGGGUCAUCCUCUACACACUGGUCAGCGGCUCUCUGCCCUUCGACGGGCAGAACCUCAAGGUGGGCAGGGAACUGUGAAAGAGGAAGGGCUACAUGGAAAACAAUUGAUGUUCUUGAAUACCUAGCUAACCACACUCUUAUCCUUGUCUUUUGUGCUUGUCUUCCCUUUAGGAGCUGCGUGAACGGGUUUUGCGGGGGAAGUAUAGGAUUCCCUUCUACAUGUCCACAGACUGCGAGAACCUGCUGAAGAAGUUCCUCAUUCUCAACCCAACCAAGAGGGGCAGCCUGGAGGUUAAUAGUACUUCAUCUACCCACUGCUAUUUCCUCCACUGGAUACAAACACUGUGUAGACAACUAUAAUGCUACUGUUAGUGCUUUGUUUCCCAUCCCCAUGUCUCUGUCCUCCCUCUUCUCUCUCUGCUUGUGUCCAGCAGCAGAUCAUGAAGGACCGCUGGAUGAAUGUAGGUCAUGAGGAGGAGGAGCUGAAGCCCUUCAUCGAGCCCCAGCCAGACUAUAAGGAUCCCAAGAGGACAGGUCAGCACCCCGACCGAGCGGGGGGGUGGAAGAGAGGUGGGGCAGGCGUCUGGUGGAUGAGCUGGUUGUAGCAGAUGGGUUACUGGGGCGGGGGUUAGAGGUCACACUAAUUGGGUGAAGGAUCCUCUAUCUGAAGGUGCAGAAUCUUUCCAGUCUUAUUUUACGUGCCGUCUUAAGCCAAAAUUACACGGAGACGCCAUCAAAUGCAUGAAAUUUGCGUGCGAACUUCGAUUCACAUACACUGCAAAGCGUAUGCCGACAUAAUUGUCAUGAAAAUCCUUUAAAAAUUGUAUAUGUUCGCUAUGUAGCCCCUGGAAGUUAUUGUUGCAAGUUCCUUUUGACUCACCUUAUGUCCUACAGGAGCCACCAUACCUGGGCUAAACAGUUGUUGUUUUGCUAGCUUCAAGAGGAUGUUGUAGCUAAUAAACCCGUGCCGUUUAUAAACAAAGUCACGUUAUUUCUACAUAAACAGUUCUCUCUUGAAAUGGGAGUCCUUGAGUUUUGCAGCUGUAGCCUGCCUAGGCUAUAUGCCUAUGAUCGAAAUCAACACAGGUAGGUGGCAAUUGUUUUCAAAUAUUUAGCCUAUUUGACUGACAAACCUUAGCUUACACCCCAGUACAUUUUAAACUACAUCUUUAGUCAACUUAGCAUAUGGAAGAUCAUAACAAUUCCUCUAAUUUCUUUUUUUACAAACGACACACUCAAUUUAUCUGCAUUGCUCUGCGUAGACGCUAGAAAAAUACUUGCUUUCUAAUUUGAUGCUCGCGGCCCGUCUAUUUUCUCUCAUAUGCGUUCUAUUUCCAGCGUCGCACUUAAAAAAAACGCGUCUCGUUUGAAUUGAGCGUUAGUCUCUGUUACGUAACGUGCCCUUCGCUGUGUUGGCAUGUGCCUACAUGUUUAGUCAAACUAAAUGCUAGACUUUUUGUUAGAUGUCUUGUCCUUGUUUGCUACCUUCAUUUAUUAAAUGAUAUCCCUGUACGAUAUAACUGUUUUGUCCGUAUAACCAUGUGCCUGUAUAUGUGUUUGUUAGAGAACUAGUGACCUGUUCCUUUCUAGUAUGUUAGACAUGUUAAGUAGUCUCUGAUAUGCCCCUGUCUACAAUGUACUUCUGUCCUUGAAAGGUUGACAUUUUUCUCCAUUCUGUCCAGAUAUCAUGUUGCAGAUGGGCUACUCUGCAGAGGAGAUUCAGGACUCGCUGGUCAACCAAAAAUACAAUGAAGUCAUGGCCACAUAUCUAUUACUGGAUUACAGGAACACGGAGGUACAGUGUAUACACUCACAUCUGUAGGAGCGAACGGUGUCCUACUCCUGCCAUGGUAAUAUUGAUGACCAUCCCUCUUCUCUCUCAGAUGGACGAAUGUAUCAGUCUGUCAAUGAAAUCCCGCCCAGGAAGUGACCUCACAAACAGCAAUGCCCAGUCUCCUUCUCACAAGGUACAGCGCAGUACCUCAUCCAAUCUGAAGCCCCGGAGAGCAACAGAUGCAGGUAGGAAGCUGUUUGCGUUGACGAGGGUACUGCAAAUGUACUACUGUUUUUGAGACCUACUCUUAUUUUGGUCUCAUUCUGUCCGUCUUUGCGUUUCUGUCCCACCCUUUCAUUUUUACAUUUACAUCAUUUAGCAGACGCUCUUAUCCAGAGCGACUUACAGUUAGUGAGUGCAUACAUUUUCAUACUGGCCCCCUGUGGGAAACGAACCCACAACCCUGGCGUUGCAAGCGCCAUGCUCUACCAACUGAGCUACAGGGGACUACAGUCUUUCCUUCUGUUCUUGUUCUUCUUCCCAGGUUCUUCUGCUUCCAAGCGUUCCCAGGGCGACAACAAGCACACAGUAGAGGAUUAUGGGAGGAAAGGUUCUGGCACUGGCAGCGCCACUAAAGUCCCUCCCAGUCCUUUAGCCACAACGGAUCGUAAGAGGAGCACUCCAACCCCCUCCAUAGUGAGUAGACUUAUUCUUCUACAUGCCUGCCACUCUAGGGUUGAUGGCAUGUACACUACUCUACCUAACAUCUCCUCAAUCGGUCAUACAGAACAGCAUCCUGUCCACUGGUACGAGUCGCAGUCGAAACUCGCCAGUCCCUGAGAGGGCUACACUUGGGGUCCAGAACGGGAAGGACAGGUACACACAAGCGCGCACAUGAACACACGCUCACAUGGCCGUGGAGCUCUGUUUUUGGAGCUAGUUGCGUGUCUAGAUGGCCGUGUUUACAAGCAGUGGUCAGCUGGCAAUCAAUUAAACACAUGGCAGCUGGCAGCCAGCAUGUGAGAUGGAGUCCCGGUGUACAUACAGUCACACAUUCACACGGGAGCAGAGAUUUUAAAUCUUUGAGUAUGUAUUAGUGACACCUGCAAUAUUUUAUGAAGGACUCAGUAUGUACUCAAGGCCAGCUUACUCACUCACACAGUAACACACUGCAACUGUAAACAACUCAAACAAUAAUAAUUUCUUGGAACUCUAGCUCACACACACAAACAUGGCAAGAUGAGUUUGCUAAUGCUGACAAUUAUUUUAUAUUUGACAUUUGUACAAUUUUAUUACCAUACCCUUCACUGUGAAAUGUUGUUUAGAAUACAGCAGAGUAGAAAGCUAGGUUUAGGUGUAGAACCAGGGGCCUCAGACACACUGACACUUAACAGUAUUAAACACAUUGACCCUGAUAAUCAGAUCCCACUCCUUAAUCUGGGAUUUGUGACGCUGGCUGCUCUUGUAUGCAGGUUACUUCCAGGCACAAAAAGGGAAAAAUGCAGAGGGAAAGUGUUUAAAGAACACGUUCUGUGUGGGAGAGAGGCGGAGCAGCGGUGACUCAGACAUGUUUGCUUUAAAGAGAUGAUUAGAGGGCAAACUGACAGUGGUCAGCUCUAGCGCUACUGGUAGAACAAGUCACUAGCACACAUUCUCCAGACACAACAGCCGUUUGACAAAAAUGUUAGUCAAAUAUGCCUUUUUCAUUUAGUAGAGUUUUCUAACUUUUCACAUUUUUGCCAUUGUAAUGCAUUUUAUACCUUUAUGCAUUUUAAAGCAAUUUUUCCAUUCCUCAAACUUAUGUUCUGUCCUGACAGUUUCUCCCUCUAUUUCCAUCUCUUCCUUUGCUGCAAGAUUUUUUGCGGUGUAAUGGUUCCCAGAAAUAAUGCAGUCUGUCAUUAAACUCCCCUAAUGAAAGCUCAGUGUUUCCCCUAUAUUCAUUUAGCAGCUGCCACCUCUCGCAAAACAAAAUUGUAUUUUUUAUAUAUCAUUCUUGGGACGGUGAAACGUUUUCAGUCUAAACUUAAAACGACUAAAACCAGAUAUAAAGUAUGUACACUGAACAAAAAUAUAAACUCAACAUGUAACGUGUUGGUCCCAUGUGUCAUGAGCUGAAGAUCCCAGAAAUGUUCCAUAUGCACAAAAAGCUUAUUUCUCUCAAAUUCUGUGCACAAAUUUAUUUACAUCCCUGUUAGUGAGCAUUUCUCCGUUGCCAAGAUAAUCCAUCCACCUGACAGGUGUGGCAUAUCAAGAAGAUUAUUAAACAGCAUGAUCAUUACACAGGUGCACCUUGUGCUGGGGACAAUAAAAGGCCACUCUAAAAUGUGCAAAUUUGUCAAACACAAUGCCACAGAUGUCUCAAGUUUUGAGGGAGCGUGCAAUUGGCAUGCUGACUGCAGGAAUGUCCAACAUAGCUGUUGCCAGACAAUUUAAUGUUCAUUUCUCUACCAUAAGCCGCAUCCAACGUCGUUUUAGAGAAUUUGGCAGUAUGCCCAACCGGCCUCGCAACCGCAGACCACGGUAUGGCAUUGUGUGGGCAAGUGGUUUGUCAACGUUGUGAACAGUGUUCCCAUGGUGGAGGUGGGGUUACGGUAUGGGCAGGCAUAAGCUACAGACAUUGAACACCGUUGCAUUUUAUCGAUGGCAAUUUGAAUGCACAGAGAUACCGUGACGCAAUCCUGAGGCCCAUUGUCGUGCCAUUCAUCCGCCGCCAUCACCUCAUGUUUCAGAAUGAUAAUGCACGGCCCCAUGUCGGAAGAAUCUGUACACAAUUCCUGGAAGCUGAAAAUGUCCCAGUUAUUCCAUGGCCUGCAUACUCACCAGACAUGUCACCCAUUGUGCAUGGUUGGGAUGCUCUGGAUUGACGUGUACGACAGCAUGUUCCAGGUCCCGCCAAUAUCCAGCAACUUUGCACAGCCAUUGAAGAGGAGUGGGACAACAUUCCACAGGCCGGGGCCUCCCGAGUGGCGCAGCAUCGCAGUGCUAGAGGCGUCACUACAGAUCCGGGUUCGGUCCUGGCUGUGUCGCAGCCAGCCGCGACUGGGAGACCCAUGAGGCGGAGCACAAUUGGCCCUGCGUCAUCUGGGUUAGGGUAGGGUUUGGCCGGCCGGGAUGUGCUUGUCCCAUCGUGGCUCCUGUUGCGGGCUGGGCGCAUGCACGCUGACACGGUCGCCAGUUGGACGGUGUUUCCUCCGACACAUUGGUGCGGCUAGCUUCCAGGUUAAGUGAGCAGUGUGUCAAGAAGCAAUGCGGCUUGGCAGGGUCGUGUUUUGGAGGACGCAUGGCUCUCGACCUUCGCCUCUCCCGAGUCCGUACAGGAGUUGCAGCGAUGGGACAAGACUAACUACCAAUUGGAUAUCAUGAAAAAUUGGUAAAAAGUGCAAAAAAACAACAUUCCACAGGCCACAAUCUGAUCAACUCUAUGCCAAGGAGAUGUUGCGCUUCGUGAGGUGGUCACCAGAUACUGACUGGUUUUUGGAUCCACGCCCCUACUUUUUUUUAAAAGUAUCUGUGUCCAAUGCAUAUCUGUGUAUUCCCAGUCAUGUGAAAUCCAUAGAUUAGGGCCUAAUUAAUUUUUUAUUAACUAUAACUCAGUAAAAUCUUAAAUUGUGGCAUGUUGAGUUUAUUUUUGUUCAGUAUAGAAAAGAUAAUGCAGCUAUACAUUUUUAAAUAAGAUCAACUUUGAGAACUAACACCCACCAAAAUAAAAACUAGACAGUCGGGGAGCAUUCCAAAAAUGUCAUGGCAUGGGGGCCUCCAUUGAUUUUGUUAUAAUGUUCGAGUCACUCCGAUAGCAUUAGAACACAGCAUAAACCAUGGCAAAAUUUGUUGAAUUACAGGAAACUAGCUUUAAAUCUACAUCUACAACCGCUGCUCAAAAAACUCCUAGGGGAAACACUGAAGCUGUUAUGUUUAGUCAUCCAAUACAAAUCUGCAUUAUUUGAGAUGCUGUGUUGUCUGUGAUGUUGAUGUGCUUCAGUGUGUUGUUUUCCUCCCCCUCAGUGUCCCUGCUUCCUCCCCAGUUCUAACCUUGUUACCCCAUGGCCCUCUUCCACCCCUCACGGGGGACGGUCUGCACUGGGUUUAUUCAUUUCUCUCCCCCAGCCUGACCACCCCAGGGUCCCGUGCCUCCACAGCCUCGGCAGCUGCUGUCCUCUCCUCCUCCCACCCCCGACAUCACAAGUCCUUGUCCACCUCUGCCCACCCCAGCCCCCCAGACAUCCAUGCACACCGGCCCAGGCAAGUGGCACCAGGGAGGGGAACACAAGGACAGCCACUCUGCCGGAGGGAGAGUAGAGUGGAAAUGAAAGGUUUUGGGUUAGAUGGUUCCUGGUUGCAGUUCUCAGCAUUGGGUAUCCAACAUCAGUAAAAUUGGUAGAAAAAUAUCAAAUGUAGGGAUUAAAAGGGUAGCAAUAUUGCUGUCGAAAAGGCAACCCACUUUUCUAUGUCACUUUCCCCCACCCCCUGAAACACUCACCCUACAAGCACCCUGCCUCUUUGUGAAAUACCUUUCUCCCCACCACCACUGUCCUUAUCCAACCAGUCCUACCACUAAUCUUCCACUAGAAAGCCAGAUCCUGUCAACCCGUGGCUCCUGUGUACCUGCAAACCCUCAGUUACACAUUACACGCCAUCACAGUUUUAACUUGGCCCGUCCAGUGCCAUUAUGUUUUUGGCUGCAGUGAGCCUGAACCCUUUCAGCUCCUGGCUUGUGUGCAGUGCUGUGCAUGUCAUGUAAUCCCUUUUAAUACGUUCUGCAACUCCCCGUCCCCAUCACAAUUUGACAUCUCAUGGGCCAUGCACAUUGUUCCAACAUUUAUUAUUAUUAUUUUUAAACACAUUUCUUAAUGAACUAGCUGGGAUGUCAUUCACAUGUCAAUUGGGUUACGUGUAAUCCACUAUCACUGAAUAGUCACAGCUCAUACUGUAGAGCUAAAAUGAGCUGUAAGUGAAAUUCUACUGUUUUCUCAAUUGAAAGGAUGUUAUAACCUCUGCCAAUAUGAUAAUGUGUGUGGUCCAUGACAUAAAUCAACAGUAUCACAGCUCCAUGCCCCUUCCCCACCCUUUCCUCUUUGUAGCGAUGCCGCAUCUGUUGUCCUGUUAGUGGUCCUCUGUAGCUCAGCUGGUAGAGCACGGCGCUUGUAACGCCAAGGUAGUGGGUUCGAUCCCCGGGACCACCCAUACACAAAAAUGUAUGCACGCAUGACUGUAAGUCGCUUUGGAUAAAAGCGUCUGCUAAAUGGCAUAUUUAUUUUAUUUUAUUUAUGCUGAUUGUGUGAUUCAUGCCGUGUGCCUAUGAUUUAACACUCAACAAGGCUUCACUGGCCUCACAUUCCAAGUCUGUGGUUUAUACCUGCUGCCCAUGGUGGGUCACCAGGCUGUAAUUGCUUUCUUGGCAAGAUGUCACUUUACUAGACUUCAUCAUGGUGGAUUUUGCUGAGUGGAUGGCACCACAGUUGGGGUGCAUGUUGUAGACCAAUAGAAAUUCAUUUUUUUACACAUUUGCUUUUGCAAACUGCUUAAUCAGGCUUACUUACAACUGUGGCAUUUGUAUAGAAAUGUUAUGCUUUUCAUUCACUCAACUUUUGAAGCGCAGUUAUGUUUUUAUCAUCAAUUCUUUGUGGCAAAUGGCUUCAGCAGUUGGAAGACUUUUGAUGUGCAUGGUCAUAAUGAAAUGUAUUAAUGUCUCUCCUCUCUCUACUCACAAAACGAUCAAAACAGCACCGCCUCUCAGAGAGUACCAGUGGCGUCUCCUUCUGCCCACAACAUCGGCAGUUCAACAGCGACGGACCGUUCCAACUUCCCCAGAAAUGUGACCAGCCGCAGCACUUUCAGUGCCGGCCAGCAGAGGGUGGCACGGGACCAGCAUACCUCCACUUAUAAUGGUCCCCCAUCAUCCCCUUCCCUCUCCUACGGGAACAGCCAGGCCCGAAGAGCCGGGGGCACUGGUAUCUUCAGCAAGUUCACCUCUAAAUUUGUGCGCAGGUGAGAGAAUGGGGGAAUGGGAAUCUUAGAUGUGUGAUGGGGAAGAUGAUUAGUGUUGAAUCCAAUGAUGUGAUUUUCUGUUAUGCUGAUCACGUCCUGGUGUUGAACGUCUUGUCAUAAGUGAAUUACAGUUAGGUAUUCAUGUUGGGUAUUCAUGUUUGUGCAGUGUGACCUUUGAUCUUUGGACUGUUUGUUAUUAGCUUUUGUGUGUCCCUGUGUCUGUCCCUGUGAUGGGUUUUUUGUCUGGCCAUAAAGUUACUGUGCACGCAAUGCGCUUGACUACAAGUACUCCCCUCUUUCAGGUUAGGUUGGUUUGGAGCAGUGCAUAUUUCUGUGGCUAUGGUCAGUUACCACAUAGUUGGAGCAGAUAGGGAAGUUACUCUGUGUGGGAAUAUCUUGAAAUACAAUUUGGAAUAUCCUGCUAAAGUUUAAUUGUUCAAUGAUAAAUUGUACAACACCAGGAAUUAAAACCGUAUAAAUAUAACAUAAUUGGCAUGCAUGUCUCCCAUCCAGUGCUAACGUUAAUCCUAAUCUGAGUCCAUUGUUCAUGUAACUGCUCUGCCCCUAACAUCCUGAAUACUAUGGUAACGUCAGGCUACAGUAACAGCCAUUUAGUGACAACCUGUUUGGCCGAAGCAGCUCACCACCUGAGGGACACCAGGGGAGUAUUUUAAUGUAUUUGAGUUGACUGACAUGCACAUGACAUGUAUAACAGAUUGGCUGUGGUUUGUUUUGCACAUGUUUGUGUACAUAGUUUUUUUUUAUUUUUCUUCCCCCUCCCCUUUUUUGUAGAAAUCUCACAUUCAGAUUCCCCAGAAGGUAGGCAAAAAUAACCACAUACUUGAGUCUUUCUCAACUAUUACCUUGUGUCCUAUCUAUCCUCUGUGAGGCUAUCAUUUUAUGUGUCAUGACCCUUAAAAAAAUAAAAAAUAAUAUAUAUAUACACAUACAUACAUACAGUGGGGAGAACAAGUAUUUGAUACACUGCUGAUUUUGCAGGUUUUCCUACUUACAAAGCAUGUAGAGGUAUGUAAUUUUUAUCAUAGGUACACUUCAACGGUGAGAGACAGAAUCUAAAACAAAAAUCCAGAAAAUCACAUUGUAUGAUUUUUAAGUAAUUAAUUUGCAUUUUAUUGCAUGACAUAAGUAUUUGAUACAUCAGAAAAGCAGAACUUAAUAUUUGGUACAGAAACCUUUGUUUGCAAUUACAGAGAUCACACUGCAGCAGGGAUUUUGGCCCACUCCUCCAUACAGACCUUCUCCAGAUCCUUCAGGUUUCGGGGCUGUCGCUGGGCAAUACGGACUUUCAGCUCCCUCCAAAGAUUUUCUAUUGGGUUCAGGUCUGGAGACUGGCUAGGCCACUCCAGGACCUUGAGAUGCUUUUUACGGAGCCACUCCUUAGUUGCCCUGGCUGUGUGUUUCGGGUCGUUGUCAUGCUGGAAGAUCCAGCCACGACCCAUCUUCAAUGCUCUUACUUAGGGAAGGAGGUUGUUGGCCAAGAUCUCGCGAUACAUGGCCCCAUCCAUCCUCCCCUCAAUACGGUGCAGUCGUCCUGUCCCCUUUGCAGAAAAGCAUCCCCAAAGAAUGAUGUUUCCACCUCCAUGCUUCACGGUUGGGAUGGUGUUCUUGGGGUUGUACUCAUCCUUCUUCUUCCUCCAAACACGGUGAGUGGAGUUUAGACCAAAAAGCUCUCUUUUUGUCUCAUCAGACCACAUGACCUUCUCCCAUUCCUCCUCUGGAUCAUCCAGAUGGUCAUUGGCAAACUUCAGACGGGCCUGGACAUGCGCUGGCUUGAGCAGGGGGACCUUGCGUGCGCUGCAGGAUUUUAAUCCAUGACGGCGUAGUGUGUUACUAAUGGUUUUCUUUGAGACUGUGGUCCCAGCUCUCUUCAGGUCAUUGAUCAGGUCCUGCUGUGUAGUUCUGGGCUGAUCCCUCACCUUCCUCAUGAUCAUUGAUGCCCCACGAGGUGAGAUCUUGCAUGGAGCCCCAGACUGAGGGUGAUUGACCGUCAUCUUGAACUUCUUCCAUUUUCUAAUAAUUGCGCCAACAGUUGUUGCCUUCUCACCAAGCUGCUUGCCUAUUGUCCUGUAGCCCAUCCCAGCCUUGUGCAGGUCUACAAUUUUAUCCCUGAUGUCCUUACACAGCUCUCUGGUCUUGGCCAUUGUGGAGAGGUUGGAGUCUGUUUGAUUGAGUGUGUGGACAGGUGUCUUUUAUACAGGUAACGAGUUCAAACAGGUGCAGUUAAUACAGGUAAAGUGGAGAACAGGAGGGCUUCUUAAAGAAAAACUAACAGGUCUGUGAGAGCCCAGAAUUCUUACUGGUUGGUAGGUGAUCAAAUACUUAUGUCAUGCAAUAAAAUGCAAAUUAAUUACUUAAAAAUCAUACAAUGUGAUUUUCUGGAUUUCUGGAUUUUAGAUUCCGUCUCUCACAGUUGAAGUGUACCUAUGAUAAAAAUUACAGACCUCUACAUGCUUUGUAAGUAGGAAAACCUGCAAAAUCGGCAGUGUAUCAAAUACUUGUUCUCCCCACUGUGUGUGUGUGUGUGUGUAUAUAUAUGUAUGUAUGUAUAUAUGUAUGUGUAUAUAUAUAUACAUACAGUACCAGUCAAAAGUUUGGACACACCUACUCAUUCAAGGGUUAUUCUUUAUUUUUACAUUGUAGAAUAAUAGUGAAGCCAUCAAAACUAUGAAAUAACACAUAUGGAAUCAUGUAGUAACCAAAAAAGUGUUAAACAAAUCAAAAUAUAUUUUAUAUUAGAGAUUCUUAAAAUAGCCAACCUUUGCCUUGAUGACAGCUUUGCACACGCUUGGCAUUCUCUCAACCAGCUUCACCUGGAAUGCUUUUCCAACAGUCUUGAAGAAGUUCCCACAUAUGCUGAGCACGUGUUGGCUGCUUUUCCUUAACUCUCAAUUGGGUUGAGGUCUGGGGAUUGUGGAGGCCAGGUCAUCUGAUGCAGCACUCCAUCACUCUCCUUCUUGGUAUAAUAGCCCUUACAUACCCUGGAGGUGUGUUGGGUCAUUGUCCUGUUGAAAAACAAAUGAUAGUCCCACUAAGCCCAAACCAGAUGGGAUGGCGUAUCGCUGUAGAAUGCUGUGGUAGCCAAGCUGGUGAAGUGUGCCUUGAAUUCUAAAUAAAUCACAGACAGUGUCAUCAGCAAAGCACCCCCAUACCAUAAUACCUCCUCCGUGCUUUACGGUGGGAACUACACAUGCGGAGAUCAUCCGUUCACCCACACAGCGUCUCACAAAGACACAGUGGUUUGAACCAAAAAUCUCAAAUUUGGGCUCCAGACCAAAUAAUAAAUGUCCACCUGUCUAAUGUCCAUUGCUCAUGUUUCUUGGCCCAAGCAAGUCUCUUCUUCUUAUUGGUGUCCUUUAGUAGUGGUUUCUUUGCAGCAAUUCGACCAUGAAGGCCUGAUUCACGCAGUCUCCUCUGAACAGUUGAUGUUGAGAUGUGUCUGUUACUUGAACUCUGAAGCAUUUGGGCUGCAAUCUGAGGUGCAGUUAACUCUAAUGAACUUAUCUGCAGCAGAGGUAACUCUGGGUCUUCCAUUCCUGUGGCGGUCCUCAUGAGAGCCAGUUUCGUCAUAGCGCUUGAUGGUUUUUGCGACUGCACUUGAAGAAACGUUCAAAGUUCUUGACAUUUUCCGUAUUGACUGACCUUCAUGUCUUAAAGUAAUGAUGGACUGUCGUUUCUCUUUGCUUAUUUUAGCUGUUCUUGCCAUAAUAUGGACUUGGUCUUUUACCAAAUAGGGCUAACUUCUGUAUACCACCCCUACCUUGUCACAACACAACUGAUUGGCUCAAAUGCAUUAAGAAGGAAAUAAAUUCCAUAAAUUAACUUUUAAGAAGGCACACCUGUUAAUUGAAAUUCAUUCCAGGUGACUACCUCAUGAAGCUGGUUGAGAGAAUGCCAAGAGUGUGCAAAGCUGGCAACAAGGCAAAGGGUGGCUAUUUUGAAGAAUCUCAGAUAUGAAAUAUAUUUUGAUUUAACACUAUUUUUUUAUUACAACAUUAUUCCAUUUGUUAUUUCAUGGUUUGGAUGUCUUCACUAUUAUUCUACAAUGUAAAAAUGAAGAAAAACCCUUGAAUGAGUAGGUUUGUCCAACCUUUUGACUGGUAGAGUGUGUGUAUAUAUAUAUAUAUAUAUAUAUAUUUUUUUUUGGAAACAAUUUGCCAUUUAUACUAACGCGCCCUGCUCUCUCCAUUGCCUGAUUCACCCUCGUCUGCUGCUCGGCUCUCUUCAUCCCUUUCUGCUUUCUCUCAUCCCCGUCUCCUUUUUGACUCAGUUGUUAUGGAAUAUCGUCCUCUGGGUCCUUGGCCGAGUCAAUAGAAAACCCUCUGUGCAGCCCAGUCUGUGGCCAUGCUACCCAGUGUGCAGAAAGCUUAGAACAGAGAAAUGGUACCAGUCUAUUUCGCUAACAUUCCAUUCUUUGUACUCCGUGUUAUAUGCCAAACCAUGACAAGGAGUGGAAUCAUAGCAGGGUUUUUUUCAGGACCAAAAGGGGCUUAGGUGGUGGGCGUGGCAGGGGGCAUGGCAGGGAGUGCGAUCGGCCCAUCGGCGUGGCUGAAUUUUUAGCGGCCCCCCCAUCUUGGCGGUGUAGAGCCAUUUUAUUAAUUUUUUAAGGACAUUACCUGCAAUUCUACAUAUUCUCCCAUGGAGCUGAGAAAAAGUUGCAGUUUUAAAGCUAAUUUCCUGCAAUCUAUGCAUUUUUCCAUGUGUUCUUUUGCUCAAACAUAACAAUCUAUAUUACUAAAUUCAUUGUUUUGGGAAUUUUAUUUUGGUGAUUGUUAGUUCUCAAAGACUAUAUUAUUAAAGAAUAUAUAGGUCAUUAUCUUUUCUACAUUAUAUCUGGUUUUAGUUGUUGUAUAAGUUUACACUGAAACCGUUUUUCCAUCCUGAAAAUUAAUUUUGGUGACCUGAAAAAAACGCUUAGCCCAAGGAUUUCAUUUUGAUAAUUUACUUAUGAAGCUUGUAUUUGGAAUUUAUUUCAAAUUAAUUAUUACAUAAUCAAAAUGUGUUGUAGCCUUAAUAAAUAGACAAGUUAUUGCCUUUUUUUUAUUUAUUUUUUUAUGCAAAGAAAUAGUUUCAACGGUAUUGAAAAACCAUCCCGUGGCUAUUUCCAAAUACCCCGGUCUGUGGUAUACUGCCCAAGCCUAGUGGAAAGUGUGGAGGAGUGAGUCAGAGAGGGGGCAGUGGAGUGUUUGUUGUUGGCAAUGUAACGUCACUGUGGUAUUUUGGGGGGGAUAUCUCAUGCCUUUCUUUCUCUGGUCUGAUACCAGACCACUGUCCUGGCUGCAUUGCAGUUUGUACUUAAUAACCUCAUAUUUUCAGCAACGUUCUGCUGUUUCUUUUUCAUAUUUUUUUAACCUUGGCUUAUCUGCUAAUGCUUAGAGGUUGUUUUUUUCUAUUUUGAAUGAGUUGACCGAAGAGUCAUUAGAGACAUCUAUUUCUUGGCUCUAAUAUGAUAUUCUCAGUGACAAAGAUGUCCGUUCAAUCAGAAAAUAAUUGAAGAUUGAAUGUUUUGACAUUGACAAAAAUGUGCAUCAAGGGGUGCAUGUGUAUUUUAAUUCUUAUUGUUGUGGGCACAGACUUAAGGAUGUUGGGCACCUUGAGAAACUGAGAACCGGUCCGCAGAAUGCCUGCAUCUGACAGAUGCUGUUCCUUUAUUCUUUUUGAUGCCUUUCUGUUGGAGUUUGAGGAGAGGGUUAUUGGAUGGUGGUGACGGAACUUAUUAACAUAACAAAUAUGUGAUCUCUGACCCUUCAUUCCAGUUGUAUGCUAAACAAAACAAAAAACAGUUUCCAUGGAUUGUGUGAUUCCACUUUGCGGUGGAGGGAGGGUGACUAAAAACACAUUUGAAUUAGUAGAGGUACCUAGUUAUUCUCUCAUAGCCCCCCAAAAUGUAGUGGAGCUCACAUGAAUUAAAUCUAUGGAUAUGUACAGUAUACUAUAGAAUCUGGAAUUGGAAGGUGCAGGGGUUGCCAUGGGAGUUGGUAGUGUUUGUUCUAACCUGGUAAUAGUCUAAUUGGAAUUUGGGGAGACUAAACUUGUGCCAAUUUUCUUUGCGGAGCCCGUAUGAGGGAGAGGGUCGAGAUGAGGCCAGCAGGUGAGGAAAACGAUAGUGAUAAUUUGAUCAAUCUGUUGAUUCAGUGAAAAAAAUGUAAAUCAAAUAAUUUAAUUAAUUGAUUAAGGUGGUGUAAAGAAUACCAUGAUUAAUGUGAUCGGGAUAGCUCAUUCGAUUUUGACAAUACAAGCAUUGAUCUUUUAAUAACAGAAGGAGACAUGUAUUCUGCAGCUUAGUGAAGCUUUCAUGUUCAUGCUCAUGCUGGAUCAUUGACUCCCCCUGUGAUCGAAUGCAUUGUUAACCAGCCCGUAACAUUCCUGUUUUGUCUGUCUCCCCAUUCUGUAUCUCUCCUUUUAUUAUAUUAUAUUAUAUUACUGUCCUUCCCUACUUUCUUUGCCAACUCAGACCCAUGUUGACCACUGCUGAGAAGCUGGAGAAGGUCACCCUGAGCGCUGCAGGAGAUGAUAACAAGGACUUCCUUUCCUCCACCUCUACGGUGCCCAGCACCCCAACCCCGAGCCUGACCUCCAAGGACAACAAGCCCCGCUCGCUGCGCUUCACCUGGAGCAUGAAGACCACCUCCUCCAUGGAGCCCAACGAGAUGAUGAAGGAGAUCCGGAAGGUUCUGGACUCGAACAGCUGCGAGUAUGAGCUGCGGGAGCGCUACAUGCUGCUGUGUGUGUCUGGGAAUCCCGCCUGUGACGACUUUGUCCAGUGGGAGAUGGAGGUGUGCAAGCUGCCCCGCCUCUCCCUCAACGGCGUUCGCUUUAAGCGCAUUUCUGGCACGUCCAUCGCCUUCAAGAACAUCGCCUCCAAGGUUGCCAAUGAGCUCAAA
Messenger RNA from Coregonus sp. 'balchen', 18684 nucleotides. The record is from the annotation of a GenBank genome assembly. Lineage: Eukaryota; Metazoa; Chordata; Actinopteri; Salmoniformes; Salmonidae.